AUGAUCCAUGCUCGAGUGCUUGCCUUCACUUCUUCCACUCACCGAUACCACCACACACCUACUCUCGCCAUCACCGCCAACAUAACGUCCGAACGCGAUCUGAUUGCAUGCCUCGAGCAAAACCAUAAGCUGAUGAGCGAAAAAGAGCGGCUCGAGAGCGACAUCAAUACACUCAAACAUGAGAUAAUGGACAAGCAGAUGAAGCUCCGCGAUGUGGACGACAGGAUCGCUCGCAAUAGAGAAUCGUUGCUCCUGCGAUGCUCCUCGACUGGCUCAGAUAGCUCACACGCUGGAUUCAUCGCCACACCAGCUAUCUCCGGAACGCCCGUCCCCAGACACAGCGUACCAUACUCGGUAGCUACAGCUCGUCGGCUUCGUGGUCGUCCUGCUGAAGUCAAGGAUGCUGCUGCACUGGAAGAUGCAGCCGGAAGCUCCCAGAUGACGAAGAAGUCGGCUCGCUUGACGAUGCUCACGGAUGAAGCCUCUAGUGUCGUCGAAUUCGAGGAAGGCUGGGCUGAAAUCUCCUGCCAGAUCUGUGGUGCCAAUGCUGGUCGCCAGACCGGCGACGCCUAUCAAGAACAAGCAGACGUACGAUACAAUGACUCUCAUGUCGGCAAGAUCGAGCCUCCAGUGCUGAAGAAGGAAGCGCCCGACAACGAUACCGGGUUCACGGUCGCCUCGCGCUGCUCAUGCCCGGCUGGGAUGGAAAAUGUCUCGACACCAUCAUAUCCUAGCAUCGAGAAACGCCAAACCAGAGGCCUUGCUCUUCCACGAACACGAUCGCCGCUGGAAGAGGUCAAGAGCGGACUCAUACUGCCAACCGUCAACAGACCUGAGCCAGCUAUGAUACAGGCUGUAACACAGCGUAAGCGGAAGCGUACUCCGUGGAACGAGUUCGAUCCAAACGCAUUGGCGAAUAAGGCAUCCCGGAUCAAACGCACGCCCGACACACUGAAGGUGCAGGGCUCGCUGGAAGAUGACGAUGAUCUCUUCGAGCUCGACUAUCCAGUCCGAGAACUACCCCUCUUCAAAGUUACCAACCACAAAACCGGCAAAGCGAAGAUCGCUGAGAAGCAAGAGCCAGCCAACUGGGAGAGUACGAAGACGCUCAUCGGCAACCCAGAAGACCCUGAGAACUACCACAGCUCGACGAAGAGCAAGAACGAGCCACCUGUGAGAGAGUUCGAGAUUCCAACGAAGCCGAUCGUCGCAGACCCAUCUGAAGAAUACGAUACCAGCCAGCUUUGA
This is a messenger RNA of Fulvia fulva, 1248 nucleotides long. RefSeq lists its product as uncharacterized. The record is from RefSeq and is a predicted model, not a curated record. Bases 1 to 1248 code for a protein of 415 amino acids. Lineage: Eukaryota; Fungi; Ascomycota; Dothideomycetes; Mycosphaerellales; Mycosphaerellaceae. The transcript is spliced from 4 exons.